Messenger RNA from Cladocopium goreaui, 402 nucleotides. NCBI's taxonomy places the organism in Eukaryota, Dinophyceae, Suessiales, Symbiodiniaceae. The record is from the annotation of a GenBank genome assembly.
AUGAUGCGGCAGCGGACUGGGCAGAGGCACGUCAAGGCAAAUGUUCAUGCUCGAGAUGCCAAAUUAUGUACAGCUUUGCAUUAUUCCGCACAUGAUGGCAACGCUGAGGCAGCCAAAGUCCUGCUGCAAGCCGGUUCCAGUGCCUUUGCGCGCAACUGCAGUGCCACUCCUCGAGAUGUGGCUCUUUUGAGUGGACUCCCAGAGUGCAAAGUGGCUUUGAAUCUUAAGAUCGUUCUGCGAUGUUUUCAUCAAGGAAACAUGCAGACUCAUGCAGGCCAGCUGAAGAAGACUGGCGUGAAUCAGCAUACUGGGUUUGCACCUUCAGCAACAGCCAGUGGCACGUACCGGAAGAGCUUGGAAAUGGACAUGUGGUGGAGGAUUCUUCUUUCUAUUUGGCACUAA